This is a messenger RNA of Columba livia (rock pigeon), 2690 nucleotides long. It is a transcript of the gene LYSMD4, whose product is annotated as LysM domain containing 4. Lineage: Eukaryota; Metazoa; Chordata; Aves; Columbiformes; Columbidae. The record is from RefSeq and is a predicted model, not a curated record.
CGGCUGUCUAUUGGCCAGGCGGCGCUGAGAGUCCCGCCUUCCAGCGCUGCUAGCCAAUGGGAGAAGCGCUGGGCGAGAGUCGGGCGUAGGUUGGUGGCGUGUGGCCGAUGGCCGGCGAGCGGCGGGAGCUGGAAUAAAAGAUGAGGCUGAAUGAGAGCCGGACAAGGUCCUUCCAGGCUCCUGUCACCGUCCACAAUUACCCGGGCAGGCAGGUGUACGUGUUUCCCGAUGGCCGAUCUGACUCAGAAGAUUCGUCAGAGGAGGAACUCAACGUUAUGGAAUUGCGGCCGCGGGGCAAGGAGCAGCAGCGAUGCAGCGCUUCUCGGGACAGAGCUGGAGAUGUGGUACUUCUGGAACGAGAGAUUACAGAGGAUGAUAAUCUUAACAAGCUAGCCCUGCAGUAUGGUUGUAAGGUUGCGGAUAUCAAACGUGUCAACAACUUCAUCCGGGAGCAGGACUUGUACGCGCUGAAGUCCAUCAAGAUCCCCGUGAAGAGCCACGGGCUGUUGACGGAGAAUGGCAGAGAACUGAGGCCGCUCCCAACUGCGCCCACCCAGGCCGGCCUGACGCUCGUGGACUUACCAGAGCCUGACGAGGGUGCAAGCGGCUCUGCUGGUGGCAGACACCUGAGCGACUUCUUCAGGGGGAUUGACCAGAGCAUCCAGGACGCGGUGCAGGUGGAGGUCCGGCUCAACACAGAGUACUGUGUGGAAGCACGGGAGAGGCUGCUGCCCGAGUCAGGGAAGCAGAAGACUGGUAAUGGUGCGGACUGUGGAAUCCAGUGGUGGAACGCGGUUUUUAUUAUGCUCCUGAUAGGAAUUGUCCUGCCAGUAUUUUAUAUCAUCUAUUUUAAAACACAAAGCCUGGUGGCCCAUACCUCUAACACAACACUACCCUCAAAUAUUUCAGCAGAUGGAUUGGAAGGGAAAUUACCACAAAGCUCAGUUGUAGAAAAAAAUCCUGAGGGGGACAGGGAGCCAAAGACGGCCUCUCCUCCCGGCGUGGAAGCCCGUACACCGGUGACUGACUGGAGUGCAGUCAAGGGAAUAACAGUGCAGAUUAUUUUUUUAAGUAGCUGAUGUUGUAAUCCCAAAUUUGCCUGGAAGUGCGGUGAUGUGAUUUUUAUGGAAGAAUAAGGAUGCUUUGUUGCUUAUAAAGAUCAUGAGGCAGCUGGCUUGACAUUCAUGAAAUCUGUUGAGGGAAAGUAUUUUGUAGCAAGUGACUGAUCGUGGUUGCUUCAGGUAUUUCUUAAUGCUAUGUCUAAGAAGUGAAUCCUUUGCUGCUGUGAUAAAGAGUGCAGUAUUAAUGUGAUUGGAAAGUUGGGGGUUGUUUGCAUUUUAAGACAACACUUUUUGCUUAGACUAGAAAUGGGGCCUCUUCUUUUUCUCUGAACUGUCGUUUUUAUCUCUUGCAGACCAUGGCAGUGUUUGCAUACUUAACCCUAACAUGGUGAUUUUUUGGUGUCUUAAGCUGGGUGUGUCACAGAGGACACUGACAGCACCUCAUUUUGUCAUUCUUUUGAGCAAAGGUUUAAGCUGUGUUGAUUAGGAUGGUUCGAACCACAGGGGAAGGGGUGAGCCCAGGCUUCUUCUCCUCAGUUAAAAUCCUUCUCUUGAAAUCCCGAGUCUCCGCUGAUGGAGCUCACGCUUUUGCCAGGGUCCUGCUCAUCCAGAGCCAAGAGGGCAGCGUGACCACAGGUGGCCAAAGUGUUGGAGGAGGACGGGAGCGUAGCACUAGGCCUGCGGUACGUAGGAUGCACUUCUUAAAGGCUUGUUUGUUGGGGGGGAGAUCGAGCCAGUGUUACUUAAAAAAUAAAAGAAUAAUCCAUAAUGUUGCAUCUCAAAUCCCCGAUUUUACUCAUGGACUUGAGUUUCCUUGUUUGUAGUUUUCAAGUGAGAAAGCUUUGCUAAGUUGCAUUUAAUUUGCAAGGUCAAGGAAGGAAGGAAGGUCAAGUCAGUCACAGAAAGCAGUUGGUCAGUGCUUUAGGGGCUGUGAACUGCUGACAUUUGCAUUAAAAAGCUUCUGAGUGUGUAGGAAGGACCAGGGAGGCUUUGGAGGCUGGUGGUGGCUGGAGGUGUUGGUAGCCUGAGGUCUGUGCUGUUUGGGAUGUGUCAGUGAACUGUGCUGGAGGCGAGCAGAAAAUGAGGCUUUUGAGAGUCUUGCUGUGGAGAAGAAUUCGCCUCCAAAAUUUAAUUGGGCAAAUACUCUCCUAGAAAGGAGCACUAAGGCAUUUUGCAGCACAGUUGCACAAAUCCUGGCUGAGGCUGUGGUGCGGUGACGCUGUGAGGAGCAGCCAGCCCCAGCGGCUUGCUCUGGCCGCUGUGUCAGAGUUCACUGAGCGUUUCUUGGUGGUUGUUACUCAGAGCUCUGUGAGUGAGGGUGAGGGUGGGUGAGCCUGUUGUACAGCCGUGAGCUCCUCCUGCCCUGAGGAACAGCAGGCUGAUGGUGUCUGUGUGGGGGGGGACAGGACUGAAGCAUCGCAGGAGCCCCACGCCAAGCAAGCAGAGCUGUGUAAUGGUGUAACCAUAACCUGUGUGUCCCGCCUCUGUCAAAAACAGUGCUCAGGAAAGCCUGAGGGAACCGAACUUGGUAAAUGAGGACCCUACUGAAGUUUUCUUCUGUGAAGGAAACAUGUCUCUCUUUGUUCUAAGGGGGUAUUAAGUUUUUAAAUAAAGCAAAAUGAAAUAAAA